Molecule: messenger RNA, 2066 nt
Organism: Coffea arabica (coffee)
Lineage: Eukaryota; Viridiplantae; Streptophyta; Magnoliopsida; Gentianales; Rubiaceae
Source: RefSeq, a predicted model, not a curated record
AAAAAUUCAUCUAAAUUUUGUGUAGAAAGUUUAGAAGGGACGCCUCAAAGGGGAAAAACACACUCGCAAGCGAAAAUCCCAUCGCAUUGCGGCGCUGGGAUAUCUUCACUGAAAUAUUGUUGAUAUUUUUAUUUUUUAAAAUAUAUUUUUCUUUUUUGGGGGAGAAAUUGAUGGCGGGGAAGGAGACCGAGUCCUCGAGCGGAGAGAUAAAGCCUGUAGAAGAAAUAAACGCAGAAACAGCACCGACUGAGCAGCCCCUACUGCAGAAAGGGAGUGAUGACGGCGGCGGUGGAGGAGGAGGAGGAGGAUGGGGCGGUUGGGGUUUCUCUCCGUUUUCUUAUCUCUCAGAUCUUCAAAAGGCCGCUGCUAUCGCUGCCGAAGAGAUCUCUCGCAAUGCCGUUGAGGUAGCUAAAACAGCAGCAAAAGGCGUUGCAGAAAUCCAGACUGCUGAAGACUCUGAAUCUUCCAAGGAGGAUGAUGCAGAAGCAUCUGCGGUUGAAGAGGAAAGUGAAGAUGAAAAUGAAAAGCGGCGGAAGGCAGCUCUUGAGAAACUAGAAAAAGCAAGUGAAGAAUCUUUCCUUGGCCAGGGUUUGAAGGUUCUGGACAACAAAAUGGAAACUUUUGCAUCAGGAGCUUGGCAAGCAUUAGGAAAUGCAUGGAAAGGGAGCUCAACCUUAGUUAAACAACUUGAGAAUUCUGCUACCAACUUUGCUGAAUCCAUUCAUCAUGGUGGUUUACCUGGAGCAAAUGGCUCAGUUGCACCAUCAUUACUAGAGAGUGGGAAAGCACUUACUGCAAAGGGAAUACAGGUUCUUGAAUUUGUUGGCAAAGAGACUAUGGAUCUUCUGAUUGCAGAAACUGGUAUGGAAGUUGGGAAAAAUUUUAAAGCUGGAGGGAAAACAGAAGAAGAUCAGUUAUUUGAGGAAGUUACUUUUGAUCGAUGCUUCUAUAUUUAUGGAGGUCCAGAGCAAUUGGAGGAGUUGGAGGCAUUGUCCAACCAUUAUGCGCUAUUGUUUAAUCGAAGAAAAGCUAAGCUGUCAUCUGAACAGAAGUCUGUUUAUGAUGGAAAGCUUAAACUGGUCCAGCAGAUUUUUGACUUGAGUUCUGAAAUUGAUGGAAGUGAUGUUGAGUCUGAAAAAGGAAAGAAGAUAGAUGCUGGAAUUGAGAGCAGUACAGAUGAGAUAAAGAUCCUCCAUGAUUCUAGUGUCAGCAAGGCUGCUGAAUUAGCAGCUGGUUUUGCAAAUGCUUUAGCUGGGCUACCUCCAAAUGAUAUAGUUCAGAGGACUGCUGGAAGACUGGAUUCUCUUCAUUCGGAAGGCGUUCAUAGACUAUCAGAAAUGUGCUGCUUUGCUGUAACCCAACUUCAGAUGCUUGGGAAGGCAAUUAUUUCUAAUGCAAACAAAGUAGAAGACACAGAUAUUGAUGAGGAAAUGGUGAGAAUCAACUGGCCUGAGGAUUUUGUUGAUAAAGCUAAAAUCAUACGGUUUAAGGCACAAUCUAUGACUGGAAAUGUGGAAGCUAUUUCAGACUGCUUUAUUACAGGCAUGUCAGAUGUGGCUGAGGUCUAUCUGGCGGCGAUAAAAGGAGCUGGUUCUGAUUCACCUGAACAGCCUGAACUUCACCCAAAGAAUUUAAUUCAGGAAAAGGCUAAUUUGUUUUCUGAGAACCUUCGCGCUAAUUAUAGCACAGCCUUGGGUAAAGUUCAGGAUGGGCUCCAGUACUUAUCCUAUCUCGUUCUCUCGACUUCAAUUCCUACCGCAUAAAGUACUCUUGGGGACACUCUUGGGAAAUAUGUUCUCUCCGUUGUCCUUGAAAAUUACUGUAAAUAGUUUCACAGGAUUUGGUUCAGCAAUUGUUAGAUUUGGUCCUCCCUCUGAAAGUUUAUGAUUUCUGAAUCAGAUGAUGUAUGUUUUACAUGUAAUUUUUUUUCUCUUCUCCAUGGAAGUCUAUGUUUCCGGCUUCCCGCUAUUUUUCUGAGGGAAGAAAUAGAUGUUGCAUGGAUUGAUGAAAUGAAGCCAUCACCUUUAGACAAUUGCUUUGUCUAAAUCAUUGCAUCAUCGGUGACC